Molecule: messenger RNA, 1800 nt
Organism: Lingula anatina
Lineage: Eukaryota; Metazoa; Brachiopoda; Lingulata; Lingulida; Lingulidae
Source: RefSeq, a predicted model, not a curated record
GAAUUGGACAUCAAUUUGCUGGAUACGCUGGCGAGUUUAAAUACAGAACCCCGUGGUGACUAAGUCUACAAGAUAUGCUCAUCCUUUCCGCCUUCACAUUUUUCUCGCGAGGUCCACCCCGGAUGUGAAGCCUCGUUGUAUAAAUAGCCAUCACUUAAGAACAGUUAGUAUAAUUUUGCUGUCUUUGGAGGAAACGCCACCGAAGCAGACAGAACGGACUCCAUCUAUUUCGAAAAUACGUUUAUCAAAAUUAAGGUAAUUUGUCAGUUUUGCGGUAUGAUUUUAAGGAUAUAUUGGAUAAGAAAUAACUUUGGAAAGACAAGUAAAUAUCAAAGAGCAAAUAUGGCGGCCUGCUUGAGAACUGUGUUUGCGAUAGUACUUCUGGCAAAACUAGGAGUUAUUGAAUCACAGAAGUUGCCCGAAAUGUCAUCGGCGCUAAUGAAUCGAUUGAAAGCGUGUACGAUUAACAUGUGUCUGGCCAUAGACGCAUCUUCCAGCUUAACACAGAAGCAGAAGAACAAGCUGACAGGCUGGGAGCACGAAAAACGCUUCGCACAAGACCUUGUCUCUCGAAUCGCCGAAUUCGGACAAGACGUGAGAGCCCAUUAUGCCGCCGUGACGUUCAGCAAUCGCUUUCGCACUGAGCUGCGUUUCUCGGAUUCCCAGGCAACGCAGAACGUUUUGUACCGGUUUCGCCACAUGCAGCUCCUCCGCGGUGAGACAUUCACGGGGGACGCCAUGAUGAGAUGCAGGGAACUGAUUUUGAAAGGAAACGACCAGCGUUUCAGUUUCAAAGAUCGAGGUCAGAAUCGGAACGUGACGCAGGCUGUUCUCGUUCUGACUGAUGGCGUCAGUACCAAAGGGAAAGGAAAAGGUCGUUAUACCGUAGACGAGGCGGCUUAUCAGUUGGGGGAAGACGGUAUUCGCACCAUCGCAGUCGGGGCAGGCCCGUCCAUAGACUUUGAGGAACUGGUCCAGAUAGCACAGGGAGACCCCGACCUCGUUUUCACGGUGAGCGACAUCAGCAGUCUGAGCAAAAUCACUACGGCGAUAGGUGUCGCUGCUUGCGCUGCGGAGGGAAACAAACGCAGAAGGACAACAACAACGACGACAACCUCAACAACUACGACAACAACGCCUACGACUACAACUACAACAACAACUACGACGACAACAACGCCUACGACUACAACUACGACGACAACAACGCCAACGACUACGACAAAUCCAUCGUUAAGUCUGUUGAAGUCAAAAACGGGCCAACCAUCUUUAGAACUGGCAAAGUCGAAGCUUCAGCUCACAGGCGUGUGUUCAUGGAAGGAGUGGUCGUCCUGUGACGCAGAGUGUAAGCAGACCAGGACUCAGGUGGGACUCCGCUGUACAGAACCUAAAACUGAGACACGGUCGUGUACCGGGGGAGAGUGCCCAGGUCAAAGUGAAUGGUCAAGCUGGUCACACUGGUCACCUUGUUCUCUGGCAACGUGUUGUUCCACGCGUCAUCGCAGGUGCACCAGUCUCCCUGCAGUGCGGUGUCCGGGACCAGCAUAUCAAUCUAGAUACUGCUUUAUCUGCUGCUUAUAUGGCAACAAUUUGGGCGGGUAUCGAAGAGGAUAUUUUUCAUGUUGAAAUGAAAAAACCGAAUCCAUCGUUACCGGUAUAUAAAGAAUUCGACCUUUGGGCGAUCAACGGCAUUCCCCAGGUUGUAAUUGCGGAGUGGGUUUUGUUUAAAUGUUUUAUUAAAACCAUAUUGGUUGCCGGUGUUUCUUUCUUAUUCAUCAUAAAUCAACAGACGAAAGAAUA